GCAGUCCCCCAGAAGGGCCCCUCUUUGUCAUUUGUGAUUGCUGAUCAGGCGCCGGCUAGUACCUUCUUAGUUCUCUCUAUCAAAAGGUAGUCCCGUUCCUCAUACAACACCGGGAUAUCCCUCUUUGCUCUCUAGCUACUCGACUGCUCGCCAGCCUGCCAGCCAGCCCACCUCAUCUUUCCGGCUCAUGCGAUAUUCUUUAUCUAACUUGAGCCUCGUUAAAAGGAUACCGAAUAAGCGGGAGAUGCCCUCCCCUUCGUCGUCCUCCAGCUCUGCUGUGCCUGCUUCUCCUCCCAACAUGUCGGCCUCGACCAGGGAGAUGCUGGCGCGCGUGCGGCAGAUGGUGCCGCCUUUGUUAGAGAAGUUUCAUAAAGGCCAACUGGGACGUGUCGCGGUCAUUGGGGGCAGUGAAGACUACACUGGCGCGCCGUACUUCUCGGCUAUGGCGAGCGCACGAUUGGGAUGUGAUAUGUCCCACGUCAUCUGCACCCCGUCCGCCGCCACCGUGAUCAAGUCAUACUCUCCCAACCUGAUGGUUCACCCGCUGAUGCGUUCGUCGCCCUCGUCUACCUCGGCACCCGUCACGUCAUCCUCGGGCGCCGACACCGACGCGCAGCAGAUCGCCGCGCGCAUCGUCCCCAUGCUCGACCGGCUGCACGUGCUAGUCAUCGGGCCCGGGCUGGGGCGCGACCCGCUGAUGCAGGACACGUGCGCGCUGGUGAUCCGCGCGGCGCGCGACCGGGGCAUGCCGAUGGUGCUGGACGCCGACGCGCUGCUGCUGGUGCAGCGCGAGCCGGACCUGGUGCGCGGCUACCGGCUGGCCGUGUUGACGCCGAACGUGGUCGAGUUCGGGCGGCUGACGCGCGCGCUGGGCGUCGACGAGCAGGUCAGGGCCGCUGCGCAGCAGAGCGAGACGGCCAAGGUAGAGGCGCUGGCGAAGGCGCUUGGUGGGGUCAUGAUCGUGCAGAAGGGGCCCAAGGAUCAGAUUAGCGACGGGAAGGUGACGUUCACGGUGGAUUUGGAAGGGGGGAGGAAGAGGAGUGGCGGGCAGGGGGAUACGCUGACGGGGAGCAUCGCUACGUUUCUCGGGUGGAGGAAGGCGUAUCUAGAUGGGAUCUGGGAGACGGGGAAGCAGCUGAAGGAGGAGGAGCUGGUUGGUCUCGCGGCGUUCGGGGGCAGUGCGAUUACGCGGGAGUGCUCACGCCUGGCUUUUGCCAAGAAGGGCCGGAGCCUGCAGGCCAGCGAUCUCACCGACGAGGUGCACACGGCCUUCCUGAACCUCUUCGGGGAGGUGGGCGAGGACGGCAGCGGUGCGAGACUCUGAUCUACCGUUGCUCAUCAUCUACGACCCCGUGUGGCACCCGGGUAUGCUGCUCUACGCGGCUGCGGGAAAGGGAGAUCGCCUCGCCGUCAUCUCCGCGAGUCACCGUGCUUCAGCCCAGUUCCUUCCAUCUCGGCCGACCCGGGUGGGCGUACAUGUACAUACAUACAUGCGCAUCCGCUCCGUGCUGCACGACCGGGUUUUCGCAGCUGCGAGUGCGCACAGACGGAGAGUAAGCCAUUUCC
Molecule: messenger RNA, 1566 nt
Organism: Thermothielavioides terrestris NRRL 8126
Lineage: Eukaryota; Fungi; Ascomycota; Sordariomycetes; Sordariales; Chaetomiaceae
Exons: 4
Coding region: 299-1324 (341 amino acids)
Biological process (GO): metabolite repair
Molecular function (GO): ATP-dependent NAD(P)H-hydrate dehydratase activity
Source: RefSeq, a predicted model, not a curated record